CUCUUUCUCUCUCUCGCUGUCUUUCUUAACUUUCUCUCUCUUCUGUGUUCUGUUCUGAGGACUCUCUCUCUUCCAUUCAUUCAUCAUUCAGCGUCUCUUUAAAUAGGCUCUCUAUUCAAAACCAUAUCUUCCAAUCCAACCAAAAAAAGAUUAUCUUUUUUAAGGAUAUAUCCACACCGUGCUUCUUGCCCUUCUCUCUCUCUUCCUCACACCCAAGAAGAAAAAAAAAGAAAAUUUCUCUUUUUUUUGUGAUUUUUUUAUUUGUUUUGCACACCCUUCCUGAAAUCUAGAGACAAGCCGCAAAAUUAAUCCAUACCCAGAAUUUCUCUCUCUGAAAUAUCUUGUGGGGUUUAUCUGUUUUUUGUUGUUUUUGUUUGUACCCUUCGAUUCUUCACCUUCAUAGUUGAAGAUAUAUACAAAGUAUAUAUAAUAGUAUAUAAAGCCGUGUUUGUUGGGUGUUUUGGAGGAUCUGCUUUGUUUUGCUGUGUUCAGUGGAUUGUGUUAAAGGGGUUUUGAAGAUUUUUGUUGAAGUUGAAAAAUCUGAGAGUUUUUUGGUUGAAGUUCUGCUCCCAUGGCUGCUCAAUUGCAAAAAUCUGCAGAUGAAAUGAGGAAGAAGCUUCAUGGUGAUUCUUCAACGGUUGAACUCAAUAAUUCCAAUUCGGUUCCUUCCAAGGGUGCAAGUUCCCCUUCUGAUGCAAGAUCAUGUGUAUCAUCCAUAGGGGAUGCUUCUGGUAGUGUUAAGGAAGUUGAUGUGGAUCAUGAGUACUUGUCCACAGAUCAGGGCGUUCCUUAUCCUGCCGGCGGCUAUUACGGUUACUACUAUCCAGGUUAUGGUGGUUUCUAUGGAGAGUCAGACAACCAAGGGUACUAUGUUGGUGCCGAUGCCGUGGAUCUUCAGUACCCUGUCAUGCAAGCAGAUAAUGGUUCUUAUGUCUAUCUCGUGCCAGGAUUUCAGACUGGCUACCCUUCAUACUAUCAUCCUCUAAGUCCAGCUGGUAUUGAAGGACAGUAUGUUGGCCAUAACGUCUACCCCCCUGGCUCCAUCUAUCAACAACCGAUUGGAUCGCCUGGUUAUUAUCCAGCUUCUCUAUCAUAUGGAGAGUUACAGCCAACAACAUACUCGUGGGAUUCACCUCUAAUCAAUCAAGAUGGGUUACAAGGACAUGGUUAUAAUGAACUGGCUGGUAAACCAAAUGGUAGAUCCAAUUUGUCUUCCCAGAGUCAUACUAGUGGUGUUGUGUCAAAGUCUGCACCCCCACCUAACUCGGCAGAAGGGAAGGGUUUGACAUCAUUAUUAGAGGUCUCAUCAACUCAUGUUAAGCAUAACCAGCCAAAACAAACAAACAAGGCACCAGUUUCGGUCCUCCAUUCACCUGUUGCAAAGUUUCCCGCAUACAAUCAAGGAAAGAGCGGAUUCCUCUAUCCAAACAACUUGCUUAAUGUGAAAGCAAACACAAAGGGCUGGGUUAGUACUGAAAAGUUGAAACAGAGAAACAAGGUCAACGAUUCACUCAAUGAGCAGAAUCAAGGUCCUAGAACAGCUAAUGCAAAAGGUGCAUUAAUGUCUGGAGGUAAUUCUGUGAGAGGCUCAGCCCCAGGUGGGAGUGGAAAUGUUACCAACAAAAUCAGGACAGAUCAGUACAACCUUCCUGAUUUUCCAACCAAAUAUGAUCAUGCACUUUUCUUUGUCAUCAAAUCUUACAGUGAAGAUGAUAUCCACAAGAGCAUCAAGUACAACGUGUGGGCGAGUACUCCUAAUGGGAAUAAGAGGCUGGAUGGUGCAUUUCAGGAUGCACAGAAGAGAAUGGAAGAGAAAGGAUGCAAGUGCCCUGUGUUCCUUUUCUUUUCGGUCAAUGCUAGUGGUCAAUUUUGCGGAGUAGCUGAGAUGACUGGACGAGUUGAUUUCAACAAAAGUAUGGAUUUCUGGCAACAGGAUAAGUGGAAUGGAUAUUUCUCUGUCAAAUGGCACAUUAUAAAGGAUGUUCCAAAUCCUCAACUACGCCACAUAAUACUCGAGAAUAAUGAUCACAAGCCUGUCACAAAUAGUAGAGACACACAAGAGGUGAGUUUUCCCCAAGGUGUUGAAAUGCUUAACAUUUUCAAGAAUUAUGUGGCAAGAACUUCCAUAUUGGAUGACUUUGAAUUUUACGAAAGCCGCCAGAAGGUAUUGCAGGAGAAGAAAACAAGGCAAUCUAUGCCCCAUACCAGUGUACAGCAAAUAGAGGAAUUAACCACUACACUUGGGUCAGUAGACCUAUCAUCUGUGAAGAACAUGGAGGAUCCUAAGGUGGUUGAGAGAGUGAAUGACUGAAUAGCAUGUGGGGCUGAUGCUAUUCCUGGGGACCCGCCAUGCCAGCAUGCCGAUCACGAUGGUGUGGCGAUGUGCCACGUGGACCACAAAGUAAGAAAAAAAAAAGCUAAUGAAUUCAAAUUUUAAGUUCUAAACCAAAAAUUCUUGCUGCUGCUGAUGCUUUAGAAAGGGAGAAAAGAAAAAGAAAAAGAAAAAAUAAUAAUAAUUUUUAUCCGGGCAAAUGGUGACUGCAUUCCUAAUUGUACAAAACUACAAAGGAAGAAAGUCUUUGGAAGUGGAAUGGACCCGGUGAGAUAGCUGUUACAGGGUGCUAUGAAAAGCACGUGUCAUUUACUUUUUUUUUUAAUCUUUCUUUGCACAUAAUAAGCUCAGUUUGGUUCUUCCUUUGUUCUUGGUAUUUUCAAUUUUAUUUUUCUUGUAGUUGCAGUUACCGAUUUUAACAACAUAACAAAUGGCACGAUUUGGACAGCUCAUCAAUAAUAAUAUGUUGAGAAUGAUGGGUUCCAUGUGGAAAA
Molecule: messenger RNA, 2826 nt
Organism: Glycine soja
Lineage: Eukaryota; Viridiplantae; Streptophyta; Magnoliopsida; Fabales; Fabaceae
Product: YTH domain-containing protein ECT2-like
Exons: 9
Coding region: 572-2311 (579 amino acids)
Biological process (GO): mRNA destabilization
Cellular component (GO): cytoplasm
Molecular function (GO): mRNA binding
Source: RefSeq, a predicted model, not a curated record